AUGGAUUCUCAAGACGGAAUCACUGUUCGCCCCAUGAGGCUGAAGGUCUUAUACACAUUCGACAACGAGAAUAAGACGAAUUGCCUGGCACGCUGGCCGAAUGUCCUCGACAUACAAACUGCCUAUCUGGAUGAGCAAACCCCGGUCGGCGUGAUCGAAUUGAAGACAUGUAUCCAGGCGAUCGUUUCAGCGAGUCCCGAAUUGGUAGCUCAAUUAGGAAAAGAUUAUACCGUUUACGCUUACGACUACUCCGAAUACGAAACUCCUCUCGUCGGACAGGGAAUGCUAUCAUGGGUCCUCGCUUCUGCCUCGCCAACACCGGACGCUCCGGCUCACCAGUCCAAGACUAUGGUCACUGGUCGUGUGUGCAAAAAUCCGCAAGGUCUUUUCUCGAGGGGUGCCGGUGCUCAGGAGACAUUGGAGGUGAAAUUACGACUAGUUCCUGUGCCAACUGUCAUGCAAAGCGAAUAUCUUGAUAGUAUGCAAAAAUACAGGGAGCUGAGCAAUGUCAUUCCCCACGACUUUGAUGCCCAAACAUGGAGCAACUUCGUCCGCCAAAAUCCCGCUCUGCUAGAAGCUGCUCGACAGAACGACCAAAAUUCUUCCCCGGUGACCCAAUCUGGGAUUGAGCGAUUCCACCAGCUCUUGAGUGAAGGUGCUACUCCACGCGAGUUCUCCAAUUACCACAGUGAAUCCGUUCGAUCAUCGUCGCCUACACAUUCAUUCGGUCCUCCUAGUCGGAUGUCAACACCCGCUGGAUCCCGCCCCUCAGCCCAGCACCAGCAGUCUCAAUCGAAACACAACUUUGGUCAGAGUGAUAUGAUACGCCCUUCAUCCAGUGCCUCUAUGCAGGACAUUGACUUCCAACAUCAAAGUUUCAGCGGCCGGCCCAGACGGGAUUCUAUGCAGUCUGGUUAUGGAAGUGGUGCCGAUGAUGUCGCAGAGCCACAGCCUCGGAAGAGAGCCAAGCUUGUCCAAGCGGGCUGGCCUGGCAAGUCUGAUAUGAAUAUCGAGCGGCAACCCAGCUCGUUGCGUGUCAUGGCCAGCACUGCUGCCUCGGUCCGAAUCCAUCGCCCUACCCCAGUCAACCCUGCUCUUGCUGUGGAGCAGUCUCAUGAGGAGCCUGUUCGCCCACCUACCCCCAUCUCCCGACCUGGAGAUAUGCAGCGUCGGGGCCGACUCCAAUCCAGCUUGCUUCGAGAAUCCUCGACCAACAGUGUCUCCUCAUACGCUUCACCAUAUUACAACAGCGAUGAUAUAGUCGCAACGGACCAGAGUGCGCAAUCUCCAGAUGAUUCACGCUACCAGGGUCUUUUUGAGCCUGGGUUCAAUAUGCCAUCGUCCCCUCCCAUUUUGGAUGGUCACCGGUUCGCGCAAAGGUCCAGUCCCGUCCUUCCUGCUAUGUCCCUGGACACUGAUUCGGGCUUCCUGAGUGGUGGUUUCGAUGAUCUCCUGGAUGACGGGGCUCCUACCCCUGUAGAGGAGGGACAAAGGAUUGAGUCGCGCGAAGUCCCCUCUGAGAAGCGUUCUCGCCCUGUUCGAUCUGCAGUCCAAGCCAACUCUCCUGCUAGUGCCAUCGGUCUCAUGUCAGAAAACGCUAAUGAUUCAAUUGUGAUGAACGAUGGCUUGGCAGAGCAGAGCUGCAGUAAGCCACCCACCCGUCCGACCACAUCCGCUGAGUCGAGGCCGUCUUCGCGUGCUGGCGUUCGACUUGCUCCGAAACCGCUAGCACCAGCACCAAUUUCGCAUACUGAGCUUGUGCACUUGAUGAAUGCCAUCCCUGCCAGCGAUCCAAUUGCUCCUAGUCAGCCGCCUUCCCUUCAUCACUCACAUACCUGGAAUGGCCCGAUGAGUGAUUUCACUUUCGUCGAGACUCCAAGGCCUCCGACUGCAAUUAGCAAGCCUCGCAGUGGAACAGGUGCCAAACGAUCGAAGCAAGUGCAGGUCCGCUUAGAGCAGGCUGUCAAAGCCGGUGAAGUUCCUCCUUACUGCGAGAACUGUGGCUCUGUGGAAACCCCGACGUGGCGUCGAGCCUGGUCGAUGGAGGUUUGCGGCAGUGAACAACUCGCAACUGAGAUGAUGAAUGGCCUCAACAUGUUAUUCUGGGAAGUUCAGGAACGGAAUGACCAGGGCGAGGUUACCCGAUUCAAGAUCGUGAAGAAGAGUCUAGCCAAUGCGGACAAGGGUUGGACACAGGACCUGCUUUGUAACCCCUGUGGUUUGUGGCUUCACAAGUUCAAGCAAAUGCGUCCCGAGAACAAGUGGAACAAGCAACCUGCAGAUAAGACCGGCAGCAACACGAAAAAGCGUUCCUCAAGGAAUCGCAAGCAGAGUGGUGGCCCGCUUUCUAAGCCUAGUACCCGGGCUCGCAGUAAUGGCCCGCCUACUUCCACUGCAGCAUCUUCUCCGGCUCCUACCGAGGCCUCCUCCGUACAAAAUGAAGAAGGCACCACUCCUCAAGCGGUCAAUGAUCGGGACUAUUCAGGCGACCACCCCAACAAGAAGCGUCGGGCGAACAGUGCAGAGCCCCUACAAUCUUCGGAAACUGCCAAGCAGCGCUGGGCUGACCAGGAUGCUGUGGAGGCUCUCCGCCGAGCCAUUCAGUCUAGUCCAGCUAGGAACCUGGAGAAGCGAAUUGCUCCUACGCCUGAGGAUACUACUCACCUUACUCCUAAGCCUGUGCGACGAGCCCUUUUCCCUUCUUCUCACAAUGAUGGCGCGUUGAAAGACUUGGAUGCCUCCUUUGUCAACAGCUGUUCUCCCCGACGCAGCCCCCGCAUCGCUUCUCGUGGAGAAAAAGCGGCCCACGAGGAUAAGGAGAAUUCGGAGCCUACCCCUCAUGAUGAUAUUGAUGGCCUCUUCGAGAGUCCUUCCAUGGACUUCGAUAUGCCAAUCAGCCCUACCCCUCGCCGCCGCAACCACCGCAUCAACGCAGUGCACGAGCGCCGUCACUCAUUGCCCGGCCACUCGCCUACUGCUAACCGGCGCAAGGAGAUUCGUUCAAACAUGAACCAGAGCCCGACCCGUCUAACUGCGGAGCGCCUGCAACGUAUCCAGGAGGGCCACGGGCGGACCACUCCCCGCCAGCAUCGUUCACCUAACAAGCAUGGUGGGCCCACGCUUGUAAACGCGGGUCUUCACUCGGAAGCUUUCCAAUCCCUCGAUGGCAUGAUUCUCGAUAUCUUCGAUGAGGCUCCUGACCAAUCUGACUUUGACUUGGAGGACGCCAAGUUAGAUGAGAACUGGGCUGACUGGCUCCCUAACGACUACGUCUCUCCUUCUGGCUCGGAAGAGGGCCCCGGUCCUUCGGGGGACCUAAUGAAUGCAAUCCUCUCCGACUCGACCGUCAUGAAAGACAACAUGCACGACUCUCAAUACCACCUUUUCAACUUCGGUGACUCGGAGAUGCCCGAUUCGGGCUUCUUCAGCUCCGAUGCUCUCAACACAGACCCCAUAGGUCGAGCAUCAAAAAGCCAGCCUGCCAGCGAGCAGAGUCACGGCCAACAGGCAACCUCCCCUACAGCGUGA
Penicillium maclennaniae is the source of this 3528-nucleotide messenger RNA. RefSeq names its product putative GATA transcription factor (Ams2). NCBI's taxonomy places the organism in Eukaryota, Fungi, Ascomycota, Eurotiomycetes, Eurotiales, Aspergillaceae. The record is from RefSeq and is a predicted model, not a curated record. Bases 1 to 3528 code for a protein of 1175 amino acids. Gene Ontology annotation, biological process: regulation of transcription by RNA polymerase II; silent mating-type cassette heterochromatin formation; rDNA heterochromatin formation. Gene Ontology annotation, molecular function: zinc ion binding. The transcript is spliced from 3 exons.